AUGCAGCUCUUUACCGAAUCGCAGACGCACUUUGUGACCGUGUCCGAUGAUGGCCGUCUCAAGAUAUGGGACGUACUGAGUGGAUCGCUGCAGCAGGAGCUCAAGGAGCGUGAUCAUCUUAGUUAUCGCUUCACAUGUCUGGCUUGGACGCAGAGUGAUAGCAAGAGAAAUAAUAAGAAACGCAGCGGUGUCAGUGACUUGGGACUGUUGGCUUUAGGUACCAGCAAUGGCUCCAUCGUGGUGUGGGAUCUAGCGACUAGCGAAGUAAAGCACACGUUGCAAACAGAAGCCAGUCAUGGAGCUGGCGCAGUGCAGGCGCUAGCUUUUAAUCCACAAGGCAGCUUAUUGUACUCUAGCUCCAGUGAUAAGUACGUGCUUGAGUGGAGUCUCAGUACUGGUCAAGUAGAGCGCAAGUUUCGUUGUGGAUCGGGCGGUGCAUCGGCCCUUGCAGUCUCCGCAGACGGCGAGAUUCUGGCGGCGGGAGGCUCGGCGCUGCGAACGUUUGACUUGGCAUCCGGCAAGAGGAGCAGGAAGCUAGUCUCAGGGCUGUCAUCCGCUGUGACGCAGCUGAGAUACGCUGUGGUGGAAGACGGACUGGAGGCGUCCAGAUUUUUGUUUGCAGCGACGGCUGGUGCUCGUUUUGUCAACAUGUACGACUUGGCACUGACAGAGCACGAUGCACCGGCGCUCACGUUCAGUCUGCCGAGUAGCGCCGACGGUCUGUUUGCUAGCGCAUCAGUUGGCGAGACGGUGGCGACUAAGAAACGCAAGAAGCAGAAGAAGAAGAAGAACAACAAGACGGCCAAUUCUCACGUGGAUUUGCUGGUGGGAGUCACGGCACCUGCAGGAGCAAUGUUCCUUUGGGCCCACAAGUAUCAACAGGUAAGCGAUGCAUCCGAGCUUGCAUUGGCUUCUAAGCCGCUGCCACCUACGUUGUCGACAGCUGAAAGCGCCGGUAUCUUGCUGGCGGAACUAAGCACAGAGGAGAGCAAAGAUCCGAAAGCAGAAAUUCUGGUUGCGCGAGGAUCGCUCGUCAAGCCUGUGUUUGAAAAAGUAACACUUGUAGAGGAAAACGCGCCAAGUCAGUGGAAGAAGGAGCUGGAGUUUGCAGAGAUCAGUGACGCUCUGCUGCUUACGGCAGAGCGUGCUGAAGCAGCUACCAAGAACGGCAGCAAGCGACUAAAGGUUGAUGAUGUUGCUAACGAUGAGAAGACCCACGUGCCAACGCUGAGUGAACGUCGCGCUCUCGUCAACUCCAUGACUGUUGUGGAUGAAACCGCGGGAUUUGAGGAGCUAAACGGCGAGGCAGAUGAGGAGGAGAACGAACUGACUUUGGCUGAGCGUGUAGAGGCUCUGCGUGAGCGUGUCGAGGGUGAUGUGACUGCCGCUCUUAGCCGUGCGGAGCGUGAGGCGGAAACGCUAGAAGAUAAGGCUCGGAAAAACAAACCUGAUGCCUCUUCGCUUGCGAGUGUACUGGAACAGGCUCUGCAGGCGCGCGACAACGCUCUUCUAGAGUACUGCCUACGCCUGCGUGACGCUAAAAUUGUCGGGCGUACAGUAGCUCGUGUGUCAGCAUCUCGUGUGCUGGCUCUGCUGGAGGUGAUUGUUCGUAAAAUUGAACGGUCUCCAAAUCGCUUUUCACGCCUUUGCCCGUGGCUGCGUGCUAUUCUGCUGCACCACACGGCAUACCUGGUUGCUCAGCCUGAUCUUGUGUCUAGUCUAUCGGCUCUUUACCAGCUCCUGGAAACAAGAUUGCAGGUGCACGAGCAGAUGCAGAAGCUUUCUGGCCGCUUGGCACUUGUGCUGGGCCAGAUUCAUGUCAACACAAACGCGAAUACUGAGCAGGACGAUGAUGAGACUUGUGCUGCUGUGGUUUACAACGAGGGGGAAGAGAUGGUAAGUGACAAUGUUAAGGACAAUAACAGCAGCAGCCAAGAGGAGCAGGACGAAGACGAAAGUGGGGAUGACAACGUAGAGACUGAAGACGAGUGA
Peronospora farinosa is the source of this 1992-nucleotide messenger RNA. NCBI's taxonomy places the organism in Eukaryota, Oomycota, Peronosporomycetes, Peronosporales, Peronosporaceae. The record is from the annotation of a GenBank genome assembly.